Messenger RNA from Durusdinium trenchii, 599 nucleotides. Lineage: Eukaryota; Dinophyceae; Suessiales; Symbiodiniaceae. The record is from the annotation of a GenBank genome assembly.
AGGUCUUUUUGAACAUGUUGGAGUACAAAGCGGGCGAGCUGGAACGAGAGCCUUGCGUGCGUGAUUGGUUUCAUGGGCGCGUGCCGCCGCGGAAUAUGUUGACCAACACGACUCCAGGCUUGUUGCACUUCAACGGCCCUUCUCACGAGGAUGACGUCUGGCCCAGCUGCUACCACGUGUUCAACAGACAGUUUCGGAAGGUCGGCGUGAAGCAUGGCUUCUACGACGUGGAUCACAACAUUCUCGUCAGUACUGAUGGGCUUUGCGACUACAGUUGGUACAAGAUUCACAACUUCCACGCACAUCCUUUGACUGCGGAGCACUUGCAGUUCUUGGAGGGCUUCUACCAGCUGCCGGUGGAUCCUGGCCUACUGGCGUGGCUGGGGUUUCCUGGACGCGGCGAAGAGCCGACGCCGAAGAAGAAGAGGCGAGGCGCCGAGAACGCCGUGGAUGCCGUGCGCUGGGGCCGUGAGGCGGAUCUACAUGCGCAGUCGCCACACCUGCACAAGGCCAUCCAAAAGCGCUGAGGAACGCGGCGGAGACACGGCGAGAAAAACAGGCGAAACGGGCCGAAGAGACACCGAGCGCCGCGUUUGCGC